This is a messenger RNA of Caenorhabditis remanei, 291 nucleotides long. RefSeq lists its product as uncharacterized. The coding region runs from base 1 to 291 and encodes 96 amino acids. NCBI's taxonomy places the organism in Eukaryota, Metazoa, Nematoda, Chromadorea, Rhabditida, Rhabditidae. The transcript is spliced from 2 exons. The record is from RefSeq and is a predicted model, not a curated record.
AUGAAUUGCAGAUUCUUGGAGGUCGGCAAGGCCAGCCAAGAAAGGAGCAUCUUCCGUGAUGAGUUGAAGAUUCUUGCCAAUUACUGGGUGUCAUCUGAUGAACUCAUGUCGUGGAAAGCCUACUUUUUCCACGAUAUCAAAGAUCACGACGAUGGACUCGCGUGGGACGAAAAAAGACGCACACAACACAUCAGGUACUUCUGUUCAAUUGGUACACCGACCCAAGAACUGGCCGUGAUUAUUACCGACGGAGCCAUUGCGACGGUCGUGAAGUGGAACGCAAAUGGAUAA